Molecule: messenger RNA, 2062 nt
Organism: Cuscuta europaea
Lineage: Eukaryota; Viridiplantae; Streptophyta; Magnoliopsida; Solanales; Convolvulaceae
Source: the annotation of a GenBank genome assembly
UGAAGAGUGAUUAGAGGAAGCCUCUACACAACGGGAGAUGACUAUAGGAAGCCUCUAGCAUAACAUAGAGUGGCUAGAGGAAGCCUCAAGCACGAAAUGGAGUGACUAGAGUCAGCCUCUAGCACGACGGAAAGAUAUCAGUGAGUGUGACUCUACUAUAGUGAAAAGACGUGAUAAGGUAAGCAUGGGACCACGGGCCGACUAUUUAACCUUAUAUAUAUAUAAGGUAAGUAGGUUUCAAAUAGGGUAACCGAGAGUUACGGCCUAUAAUAUACUACCACCCUAUAUUGAGGGUCUUAGAAAUUGAAACAUUGAUUAUAUACAAUGUAGUUGUCAUUGUACUUUUCAAAUGUUUCAAAGUACUGACAUCCCCUUCACGGGGGAGACCACCUCACAGUUUCAGGUAGAACUUGAAGGUUGCUACCACCGCUCGUUGCUUCGGGGAGAUCAAAGGAAGAAGACUUGUAUUGGAUAUUAUUUGUGCACUGAAGUUAAGAUAUGAAGAGGGCUUUUUCUUCCCUUACAUCCAAGGGAUCUACUGCAUCCAACACUACGAAAGCAAAAACUUCACAUCUUCAGAUAGCUUUGAUGAACCAUUACCAUCUAAAGAAACUGUACCAACCGAAGAGUCUGAUGGAGUUACUAGUUCUGAUCCAAAAGAGAUAAUUGAUUUGGGGGGAAUGACCGAAGCAGAGUUCUUGGAGGCAUUGAAGAAAAAUGAAAGGGCAGAGAUAUAGGGGCAUUUCUCGAGAAAGUUUGAAUGUGGUAAGAUCAAAGCAUUUUGUAAUUAUUGCAAACAUAAGGGUUUUGCUGCUCACCCUAAGCAUAAUGGUACUACUGCUUUGAAUAAUCAUAUGGAAAAAUGCCUAGAGUACCCACCUAAUAAAGAGAUGUUGAGUAAAAGACAAAAAGUUUUAUCUUAUGGUAAAACAAAAGACUUGGUAGCGAUAGGAUUUACUCAAGAAGAAAUCACUAAGGCAUGUGUGCAUAUGGUAAUUGUAGACGAAUUGUCUUUUAGUCAUGUGGAAGGAGAGGGUUUUCGCUAUUUUUGUAGAGUUGCAUGCCCUCGUUGGAAAGUACCUAGUCGGAAUACUAUUGCUAAGGAUGUGCUUAAUCUUUUUUAUUCAGAAAAGACUAAGCUAAAGAAUGAUUUGAGUGCAUAUAGAGUGUGUUUAACCACAGAUACAUGGACCUCCAUUCAAAACAUCAAUUACAUGGUACUUACUGCUCACUUUAUUGAUGCUAAUUGGAUGUUGCAUAAAAGAAUUUUGAACUUUUGUGUAAUUCCAAAUCAUAAGGGUGAAUCUAUUGCUAAACUUUUGGAGGAGUGUUUGGUUGAAUGGGGCAAAGAUAAGAUUUUGACUAUUACUGUUGAUAAUGCUUCAUCAAAUGAUGUCGGGUUGAGAGAUUUGAUUAAGAGAAUAAGUACUUGGAGGGUUUCGAAUGAACUUUUGCAUAAUGGUAAGAACUUGCAUAUGCGAUGUGUAGCUCAUAUUUUGAACUUGAUUGUGAAUGAUGGUUUGGGGCUGCUUAAUAAGUGUAUUCAAAGCAUUCGAAAUGCGGUUAGAUAUGCAAGAUCUUCACCCCAAAGGUUAGACAUGUUUAAGAGUUGUGUGGAAAAAGUCAAGAUAGAGAGCAAAUGACUUGUGAUCAUGGAUGUGCCUACUAGGUGGAAUUCUACAUUUUUAAUGUUGCAAGCCGCUUUGAAGUUUCGAAAAGCUUUUGAUAGGUUGAUAGAAGAUGAUGGUCAUUAUCUUGGAUAUUUUCAUGGUGAAAAUCCAGAAAAAAAGUCAAGGGAAGGGCCUCCAAGUGAUGAUGAGUGAUGUAAGGCGGAGGUGUUUUCCAACUUCUUGAAACCUUUUUAUGAAGUUACCUUAAAGGUAUGUUGCUCAAACACUCCAACAGUUCAUACUAUUUUUGGUGAUUUAAUUAAAAUUCAAGGUCUCUUGAAAGAAACAGAAAAUACACUGUUAUCUUCCAUCUCAUUAUCUAUGCAAGAGAAAUAUAAGAAGUACUGGGGAGAUAUUGAUAAGGUGAAUGAGUAUUUCUUCAUUGCUAUGGU